AUGGGCUCGCACGGGCUUUCAUGGCGGGCAGGCUCAACUGAGGUGGAGAGGGUUUCAUGUCAGGCACGUUUGCUCGGGGUGAAGCCUGGCUGGUCCAUCAGUAUGAUUGAUGGCAUCCCGAUCGAGACUAGUUAUCAAGCGUGGAAUGAGCUGAUGAGAUGCAAGAAGUCCGGCAAGAAGUACCAGGUCUACUUCACGAAGGAUGAGGCCUCAAUUCGUGACGAUCAAGCAAAAGCCGAAGCAGAGAGAGCCAGGAAAGCAAAACAGGAAGAGGAGAGAAAGAAACGGGAGGAGAUUGAGCGGAAGAUCCGUGAGGAAGCUGAGAAGAAGCGCGCCGACGAGAUUGCAUCCAAGAAGCAGGAGUACUGGGACAAGCAACAGGCAACCCAAGAGGCUGAGGCCGAAGCAGUUGAGGGUGCAGAGCCAAAGGAAGGUGUUGAGGCAGCUGCAGCGGAGGUGGUGGAGGGUGAGGAGGCCCCGGCGGAAGCGGCCGAAGCGGCUGAUGCAGAAGCCCCCCCAGCGGAAGCACCAGCUGAAGAUGUAGAUACAAUCCGGAAUGUCUUUGACGACCAGAUGGAAGAAAUGCACGGCCUCUUCGUGCAGCAUUUCCAGAAGAACAAGCGAAUGCUCGACAAGUUGGAAGAAGCUCAGAAGAUGAGGGACCUCGAGUUGGGGGAGCUCCGGAACCAGCCCGGUGCUGAGAUGCAGCUGGCGGGGCCCGCGAGCAAGAUAAAUGGGUUGAAUGUGGCUCAGCUGGAGACGGCGAAGAAGCUGCUCGUCCAGCGUGAUGCGGCUUGUCGACUGGCCGAGCAGGAAAACUUUCAGCUCAGAGAGCAGCUAGCUGCAAUGCAGGCGGCUGGCAACCAAAGCUCUAUCAUUUUGAAGAGCACAGGAAUGAAGGCCCCUGAUCCAGUGUCUCCAUCACCACCUGCCAUUGCAGAUGCUGUCCUGAAUCGAGUCGAGAGGGCGCAAACCAUCUUAGAAACUUGGGCCAAUCAUCACCACCCGAGGAUCAAGGCCCCGGAGUAUGUGGAUUCAGAUGAUGAAGAUCUUGAUCUUCCGGGCACUGUGCCACAUCGCAGAGGCCAUUUGAAGCAGGUGUGCGCGUCGUUUCUUCAGUUGCAGUUCCUUCUGACAGGUGAGAGCAAGGCUCCAGUAGAUGAUAGAGAGGAGGUGGAAGAGGAUGAACCGGUGGACCCCAAAGCCGAGUGA
Molecule: messenger RNA, 1212 nt
Organism: Durusdinium trenchii
Lineage: Eukaryota; Dinophyceae; Suessiales; Symbiodiniaceae
Source: the annotation of a GenBank genome assembly